Messenger RNA from Pieris macdunnoughi, 1560 nucleotides. The record is from the annotation of a GenBank genome assembly. Lineage: Eukaryota; Metazoa; Arthropoda; Insecta; Lepidoptera; Pieridae.
AUGGCGAAUCUGGUAAUUCAGAGGAACUGUAACAGUAUUCGCAGUAAAAAAUCAGAAUUAACCUUUCUUAUCAAUAAAUUCGCUCCAUCUAUUCUAGCCAUUUCGGAGACUUGGUUAUUGCCGGGUUCCCGCUUUAGGGUUUCUGGGUAUCGAUGUCUCCGAGAUGACAGGGAUGAUGGCUAUGCUGGCUGUGCCUUUUUGGUCAGCCGAUCCCUCACCUUCCACUCAUUAUCUCUUCCUCAUUGUGAUGGUAUCAAUGCUGUUGCUAUGAGAGCUUUUAAUAUCUCGUUUAUUUCUGUUUAUAUUCCCCACCCCCAUAUCGACCUCAUUUCUGAUAUACGUUCUAUUAUCCUUUCGGUUCCUCCUCCUGUUGUCAUGUUGGGUGAUUUCAAUGCCCACCAUGUUUCUUGGGGUUGUCAUUCCUCAGAUUCUUUUGGGUCCCUUCUACUAGAUUUACUCGAUGAUAUAAACAUAAGUGUCUUGAAUAAUGGUUGUCCUACGAGAAGGAGUCUUCCAUCUCAGAAUCCCGCUAACGCAGUGGAUUUAUCACUUUGUUCUCCUGAUCUUUUCCCUUUUCUAUCCUGGCGUGUUUUUAAGAGCACUUGUGGGAGUGACCACUUCCCCAUUUUAAUUGAUCUCCCAACCAAUUUAAGGAGCGUUACUCGCCCUUCCCCUCUUUUAAAAUUUAAACUGAAUCAGGCCAAUUGGUCAGACUUUUCAUCUUCUAUUGACUCUAAGAUAGCUGCGCUCCCCGCAGUUUCUGUUGAAAACUGCCUAUCUUCAUACAAUGAUUUUGUCAACUCCCUCACCUCAUCUGCCAGUUUACAUAUUCCACUCAAAUCUUCUACACAAAGGAAAAUUUCUCCUCCUUGGUGGGAUUCCGAAUGUACUGAGAUGAUUCGAAAAAGAAAAACGGCAGAGAGGUCAUACAGUCUUUGCAUGACCUUGGAAAAUUUUUUAGUCUACCAACAAGCUUCUGCAGCUGCUCGCAGACUUCUUAAUAAUAAGAAACGUCUUGGUUGGCAUAAGUUCUGUGAGAGCAUGUGCCCUGGUACCCCUUCGUCUGUUGUUUGGAGGCAGAUCAGAAGAUUCCGUUGUUACCUCAAUUCUUAUGAUGUCCCUUUUAAUGAUCCGUCUAGCUGGAUUACCUCCUUUGCCGACAAAUUGGCUCCUCCAUCAGUCCCUUUUUAUGAUUGUCUUCCUUAUAAGUAUAAUUCUUACAUCCCCUCUUCAAACAGUCUAGAUUGUCAAUUCUCCUUGGAAGAACUUAACAAAGCAUUAAAUGGUAUCUCUGACUCUUCCCCUGGAGAAGAUGGAAUCCCUUACUCAUUCCUCAUAAAUUCUUCAUUAGGCACUAAGAGGUACUUUCUAGAUUUAGUAAACUGUUUUUUCGAUCUUGGAAUUAUUCCUGAAUCGUGGAACAGACAAAUCGUCAUUCCGCUUCUAAAACCUGGCAAAGAUCCAUCAGAUUUCUCUUCAUACAGACCUAUUGCUUUGUCUUCUACCCUUUUAAAAAUUAUGGAACAUUUGAUUAAAAUUCGUUUAGAAUGGUUUUGUUGA